ACUCGACGUCCUCGUUCCCAUUCACGCAUCCUUUGUGCGCUCUCUGUGGCCCCCAGAGAAGUGCCAGAGCGUCCAUCUUGCGACCGCCAUUCUUUUGAAGCUGUGUACUGUACGUCAUGUUGCGAAUCACAGCACAGAAUCGCGUUUUGGACUGAUGUCGGCAGAUUCUCCUAGUAGUUCAAGUUCAAUCCCAACCAGCAUAUAUCGUAUCCAUAUCGCAUCUGCAUCUACUGGUUAAGCAGCGCAAUUGUGCGAUCAAGGAGGAGGUGAAGUCUACUCUAUACUGUACAUGGGCUGCGAACGGCGCACUUGAAGAUCGCGGCGCGCAUAGAUUCACCUUCGAUUCGACAUCGAGUCCUCGAAGACAAAAGCCAGAGCCUCCUCUCCUUUGCCGAGCCAAAAUACUUGCCGCGUGAAAUUUGCUUCCAUCGCGAUCGCAACAACCCAAGACAGCUCUUGCGCGUCUACAAUCCUUAUUGCGACUUCUGCCCGUCAUGUUCUUCGUCUUAAAUCUGACCCAUCAGGUCACCCUGCAUCCCUCGUACUUUGGCCGAAGCAUGCAUGAGCUGGUGACGGGAAAGCUCUUGAAAGAUGUCGAGGGAACCUGCACAGGGCGAUACUUCAUCAUAACUAUAAUGGACACGGUGAACAUUUCUGAGGGUCGCGUAUUGCCAGGAAGUGGUUUGGCCGAGUUCAACGUGAGCUAUCGAGCUGUGGUUUGGAGACCUUUCAAGGGCGAAACGGUGAGAGAUACGGCGCGAUACCUGCGGUGAACUCGUACUCAUUGAUUUCCAGGUUGACGCUAUUGUGACUUCGGUCAACCAAGUCGGCUUUUUCGCGGAUGCUGGACCCCUUCCUCUAUUCGUGUCCUCGCAUGUAAGUAUACUAAUUGCUGGCUUGGGAUGAGGCUAAUAUUGGCGACAGUUGAUUCCUCCUGAUAUCAAAUUUGACCCUAAUGCCACUCCACCUCAGUUCACCAAUAACGAAGACUCCGUCAUCGAGAUUGGAACACACGUCCGCGUGAAGCUAAUUGGUACUAGAGCCGAGGUGGGAAGUAUGUACGCUAUUGCAAGCAUCAAGGAGGAUUACCUUGGGUAUGUUUUUUCCAGUGAUAACUCGCAAGUUUCCCUUGCUAAUCAACAACAGGUGUCUGCAAGGCUCUUGAUGUGCUCUAAUUGAGGUGAUGGUAGGAACGAACCGAACGAGGAAAGCGUAAGAAUUCAAAAUUUAUACUGUGGGCAUGAGUUGAAGGCCAUCCUUCCAAAUUGAUGGCAGAAUCGCUUGGCCCAAACAGAAGCAAUCCGCGUUCAAGCAGAUAUCAUAGAAGCAGCAGUCUUCAGGAUCGGCUUUGAUGGAGAAAAACUCGGAAUUCUUGAG
Molecule: messenger RNA, 1377 nt
Organism: Hymenoscyphus albidus
Lineage: Eukaryota; Fungi; Ascomycota; Leotiomycetes; Helotiales; Helotiaceae
Source: the annotation of a GenBank genome assembly